UGUUGAGGGUGAACAUGGAUUCCAGACAGCAGGUCCGGAGUUUGACCGAGGAGGCAAUUUGUCCCAUUUGUCAGGAUUUCUUCACCGAUCCGGUUAUACUGGAUUGUGAACACAACUUCUGCCGCUCCUGUAUCACCCAGAGUUGGGAAAAGCAGGAGAUAAACUCCUGCCCGGAAUGUAGACAGGAGUUUCCGGACAGAAACCUCAGAGGCAACAGGGCCUUAGCGAAUCUGGCCGAGAAAGCUCGAACAUUAAAUCUGAAUCCACAAGAGAAGGAAAGUGAACAUCACUGUGAGGAACAUCAGGAAGAACUGAAGCUGUUUUGUGAAACUGACAAGAAAUUGGUCUGUCUGGUUUGUAGAGAUUCCUGGGAACACAAAUCUCACAACUUCAUCCAGAUUACAGAAGCUGUUGAAAUCUACAAGGAUCGAGUGAAAUCUUCCUUGGAUUCUCUCACAGGGAAGAAAUCAGCAGCUCUAGAAAUGGAGCAGCAGCAGAAACAGAAGAUUUUCCACAUUCAGGAGGAAUCCAGCAGCCUGCAGACCCACAUCAAAUCCGAGUUCACUAAAAUGCACCAGAUGCUGACUGAGAAAGAGCAGAGUUUACUCCGAGAUCUCAGGGAACAAGAGGAAAACAUUCUCAAACCAAUGGAGGAAAAUCUUCAAGAAAUUCAAGGGAAUUUAAAGUCUAUUCAGGAGAAACUUUUAAAGUUGGGAAAACAGCUGGAACACACAGAUGGAGUGAUAUUUCUGAAGGAGCAAACAUCUCGGAAGAGGAGGAUUAGUGAAGAGUUUAAUAUGCUCUCGCUGAUGGAUGGUAUCCUCUCCACUCAAACAUUCUACAGCCUCUUCCCAUUUCUUGUGUGGAAAGAAAUGCAGGAAGCCACUCAACCUGAGUAACAGCAUAUUUAUUGCUGUUGAACAGAGACAAGGCAGCUUUACCUUUUGUUUCAGAAGAGCAGAGUGUGGCUUUGCUCCGUGUUUCACCCAGUGCUCUCCAUGUCCCGGAGUGUCUGAUGGGGGCAGUGUUGGGGAGUCUUGGUUUUUUUUCACACCUUUCAUUUAAAAGGUGGAAGGUUGCUUUUCAGGCUGGAGAUCUGUGACCAGCAGUGUGCCGCAAGAAUCAGUGCUGGAUCCCCUGCUUUUCAUUGUUUGGAGAAAUGAUUUGGAUGGGAACAUAAGAGGUAUGGUUAGUAAGUUUACAGGUGACAUCAAAAUUGGAGACGUAGUGAACGGUGAAAAACGGUUACAACAGCGUACAACAUGACCUUGAUCAGAUAGGUUAAUGGGCCGAGGAGUGGCCGACAGAGUUUAAUCCAGGUAAAUAAGAGUGCUAUAUUUUGGCAAGGUCCUGGGGCGUAUUACUGAACAAAUAGACCAUGGAGUGCAGAUUCACUAUUCCUUGAAAGUGGAGUCGCAGGUAGAUGGGGUAGGGAAGAAGACAUUUAGUACACUUGCCUUCAUUGCUCAGUGCUUUGAGUAAAGGAGUUAGAUGGACAUGCUAUGCUGUACAAGCUAUUUUUGGAAUACUGCGUUCAAUUCUGGUCUCCCUGCUGUCGGAAAGACAUUAUUAAACUUCAAAGGUUUCAGAAAAGAUUGACAAGGAUGUUGCCAGACUUUGAGGGUUUAAAGUACAGGGAGAGGCUGAAUAAGCUGGGGCUAUUUUCCCUGGAGCAUCAGAGGAUGAGGGGGUGACCUUAGAAAGGUUUAUAAAAUCAUGAGAUGCACGGAUAGGGUAAAUAAUCAAGGCUUUUCCCUAGGGUAGGGGAGUCCAAAACGAGAGGGCAUAAGUGUAAAUUGAGAGGAGAAUGAUUUAAAAGGGAUUUAAGGGGCAGUCUUUUAACGUACAGGGGCGUCUGUGUGUGGAAUGAGCUGCCAGAGGAAGUGGUGGAGGCUGGUACAAUUACAGCAUUUAAAAGGCAUUUGCAGUAAAUGGGUAUGUGGAUAGGAAGGGUUUAGAGGGAUAUGGGCCAAAUGCUGUCCAAUGCAAUCAGAUUAAUUGAGGAUGUCUGAUCAGCAGAUGUUUGUUUCCAUGCUGUACAACUCUAUGACUCUAAAUUCUUCAGUUAGUUUAUUAUUUCUGUUUCCAGAGUGGAAGGGAAUUUAUGAAUGUAAAAGUGAGUUCUUCAUUUAUUUUUUAACACACAGGAAGGAAAGAAAUUCAAAAGCUGACAACUCAAAGCAAUGUCCA
Molecule: messenger RNA, 2190 nt
Organism: Hemiscyllium ocellatum (epaulette shark)
Lineage: Eukaryota; Metazoa; Chordata; Chondrichthyes; Orectolobiformes; Hemiscylliidae
Product: nuclear factor 7, brain-like
Exons: 6
Coding region: 15-899 (294 amino acids)
Molecular function (GO): zinc ion binding
Source: RefSeq, a predicted model, not a curated record